This is a messenger RNA of Symbiodinium natans, 1275 nucleotides long. Lineage: Eukaryota; Dinophyceae; Suessiales; Symbiodiniaceae. The record is from the annotation of a GenBank genome assembly.
AUGGCACGAAAGCUUCUGGCUCUGCUUGCGCCGAGCGUGGGUGUGCUUGGCACCUGCCCAGGUCUUCCCUUCACCACAGUUCCACAGAACUACGCCGCGGUCCCCGAAUUACCCGUGUACGAUGCGGCGCUAAAGGCACUGGACCUCAAGGCCGUCGUUGCAGACCUGCAAGCGCUCUUCGUGAAUUCCCAGGAGUGCUGGCCAGCAGACUUCGGCCACUACGGUCCUCUCUUUGUUCGCCUGGCUUGGCACUGCUCGGGCUCGUGGCGGGAGUCGGAUGGGCGUGGAGGCUGCGCUGGUGGCCGCCAGCGCUUCGAACCUGAACGAAGCUGGGCAGACAACACCAACUUGGACAAGGCCAGGGCGCUGCUAUGGCCGGUGAAAGAGAAGUAUGGUGACGGACUUAGCUGGGGCGAUUUGUUUACACUGGCAGGCACCACAGCCAUCAAGACCAUGGGAGGGCCGGUCUCGCAGUACUGCGCGGGCCGCAUCGACUCACCAGACGGCACUGAGAGCCUGGAUUUGGGUCCAAGCCCACAACAGGAGCUCUACGCUCCGUGCCCUGUGAACGGCACCUGCCAGCGACCGCUGGGAAGCACCACAAUUGGUCUGAUCUACUUGAACCCGGAAGGCCCCGUCGCGAAGCAGCCGGACGGAAGCUGGGCUCCCAACCCGGACCCCAAGGCCUCUGCCCUCGAUGUGCGUGAUGCCUUCGGGAGGAUGGGCAUGAACGACACGCAGACGGUGGCUCUGAUCGGAGGUGGCCAUGCCUUUGGCAAGAGCCAUGGCGCCUGCACCGCUGGCCCGGGCCCCUCGCCUCGCGAGGACGUCACCAACCCUUGGCCAGGAAAGUGUGGAACUGGGAAGGGGGCGGACGCCUUCACAAGCGGCAUCGAGGGCCCCUGGACAAUGAACCCCACAAAAUGGGACAACGAGUACUUUGUCAUGCUGAUGAACCGCACGUGGGAGAAGUUUCAAGGUCCCGGUGGACAUUGGCAGUGGCGUGUGAAAGGAGCCGUCGAGUCCGAAGCCAAACUGAUGAGGCUCACCAGUGACAUGGCCCUUAUGAACGACGACAAGUACUUCACCAUUGUCCAGGAGUUUGCCUUGAACCCGGCUGCACUCGACGCCGCUUUCGACGAGGCCUGGUUCAAGCUGGUAACGAACGGCGGGCGCUGGUCACCGGAGAAGAAAUGCAUUCCGGGCGACGUGAUUCCAGCAGUUCCAUCGCCACCACCGAGGAUGAGGUCCGACGAUGGCUUCAUCUCCAUCUGA